This is a messenger RNA of Aureobasidium pullulans EXF-150, 949 nucleotides long. RefSeq lists its product as uncharacterized. Lineage: Eukaryota; Fungi; Ascomycota; Dothideomycetes; Dothideales; Saccotheciaceae. The record is from RefSeq and is a predicted model, not a curated record. The transcript has a single exon. Bases 149 to 730 code for a protein of 193 amino acids.
GACCGUAGCAUAUGAAUGCUCCUCGAAGUGAUUUCUCGUCUUCUGAUAUAUAGUGAUCUCUGAUUCUCUGAUUGGCAUCCGAUGUUUGUCACAGCUCAAUUCCUUCCUGCAUUUCCCGACAGCACAUUUCUUCCAUCACCUGUAGCUCAUGAUGACCAAGAAGAGAUCAACUCCAGCCAACCGCAACGACAAGACUGCUAGAUCUCACCCUCGUCAAAUAAGCCAGAGCUCAUCCGAGAAUACCGCGGUCACUCCUGUCAACCGAGAAGUCCAACCUGAGACCGCAAUGUCCACCACCGUCAACAAUAUUUGUACCGUCCUUGGAGGUGUCGUCCUCGGAGCCUUCGCGGUCCUCGCCUUCACGUUCGGCGGCGACGCUGUGCGAUCCGAGAUGAUGAACGAUGCAGCCACUGCUCUCAUUGGUGGUUCAGACUCUACCACGCCCGAAGAAUCACGCGAAGUCGCUCUUGCCUUGCCAAUUGCCCAACAAUCGUCAUCCACAACAUCGAGCGUUCGACCUUUGGCAUACACCGUGAUGGGUGCUCAGGCUUCAACAGAUUCGCACUUCAGUGGUCGAAGACAGUCAGUUGUGCGAGAAAGUGUGGAGAGGGAGGUCACAGAGACGACUGAUAUCGUCGAGGGUGUCGUGAAGAAAGUUGUGAGCCAUACGAUGGAGUGCGUGGCGCGCAACGUGGGAAAUACUAUAUGGCACUCGAUGAAGAACUCAUAAGAAAACGGUAUAGGGUCGUGAUGCAGAAGAGAGGUAGAAAACAUGCUUGUUUUACCGAGACAAGCUGAUCUCAGGAAAGACAGUUGAGAUGAGAGUGGGACUGGGUAUGAGAAGGGAGCCUCCAUUGAAAUGUAAUACCUUGAUGCCCUGUUGUCGUGCAUCAUAAUUUACACUCAACAUGCCAUCUCAGCACCCAUGUAUGUGAGAAGCGAAGAUAUG